This is a messenger RNA of Haliotis rubra (blacklip abalone), 3930 nucleotides long. Its product is annotated as golgin subfamily A member 1-like. The record is from RefSeq and is a predicted model, not a curated record. Gene Ontology annotation, cellular component: Golgi apparatus. The transcript is spliced from 23 exons. The coding region runs from base 279 to 2789 and encodes 836 amino acids. Lineage: Eukaryota; Metazoa; Mollusca; Gastropoda; Lepetellida; Haliotidae.
UGGCCGACUUGUUGAGGUUCCUGCCAGGCUGGCCAGAUUUUUGAGAAAAUUUUCACAUUUAUGGUUACGUCUUUGAUUUCUGAUUCACAUUUAGGUGCCAAAUCAUUUGUGGUGUGUAUAUAUUAAUGACUUGAUACAACGCAAAGUCGGUGAUCAACAGGCGUCUUGCAAACUAGGCAAAACGGGAUAUUCUUCAGUGGAACUGGCAACGCUGUUGUAUUUGAUGUACAUGUCCCUUUCAUCAAUCUAAAAAACAGAAGGACAAAUUAGAUAGCAGAAUGUUUGCCAAGUUGAAGAAAAGGAUCAAGGAUGAAAGUGGAAGUGUUGUGGAUGGAGAUAAGACCUUCCUGCCACCACCCUUUCCAGGACAUGCCAGUCCAAUACGCCGAAGUUCAUCCACAGUGACAUUGACGCAAGGUUUGAGCAAGGAUCCCUUCAUGUCUGGAGACUCCGGAAUGAGUGGUGCUGCAUCCCCUGCCAGUCAGUCCAGCGAGGAUUCUCAGAUACCAGACUCGUCACGGGAGGAGGUGGUGAUGAUGCUGCUGAAGCGGACGGAGCAGUGCAAGAAGAUGGAGUCUAAGAUCAGUGAGUAUGCAGCCCUCAUUAAGGAGAAGAACAAGGCGAUUGACCGCCUGGAGACAGAAGCGGAGAAACAACAGGAAGUGACCAAUGAGAAACUAGAUGAGCAGAGUGAGGAACUCAAGGCCAAGUUUGCUGAGUUUGUUGAGGCCCACAAAAAGGAGCUGGCUGAGAAAGACGAGGAAAUGACAGAAAAAAUUAAUGCCUUAAAUAAGAGGAACACGGAGCUGGCAGCCAACCUCAAGCAAGAGGAAGAUUACAAACACCGACUGUUCCAGCGUGAGGAAGAACAGGAUGAGGUGCAAGGUCUCACCACCCAGGAACUGGCCAAAGUCAAACACAUGCUGCUGAUCACACAGGAGGACUUGUCACAGUGUCGAGCGGAGCUGACAUCAACCACCGACAAACAUCAUGAAGCAGAGAAAUCUCUCAAAGAAGCUCAGAAUCAACUCACAAACCUCAAAACAAAAAUGGACGAACUGGAGAAAGAGAACACUCGUCUGACAGAAGUCAAUGAGCAGCACAUGAAUGUUGUGGCUGUUAUGACAAAGGAGAAGGCUGUGUUCGAGAAGCGUCUAGAUGAAGUCAACUCGCAGCUCACUGCGAAAGUUAACCAGCUGUCCAAACUGACUGCAGAAUAUUCAGAGCUGGAGAAUGAGCAUAAGGCUUUGCAGAGGAGCUCUGAAGUCCAUAAGAACAAGACCAGCAAGCUUAUCUCAGAGAAGGAUGACAACAUUGAACAGCUCAGUGAACGCAUCAAGAUGCUGGAACAGCGGUCACAUGACCACACACUGUCAGGGGAUGAGAGGGUCAAGGCCAUAGAAGUAGAGCGUGACAGUUUGGAGCACAAGCUGACUGAGAGUCGUCAACAACUUACUGAAAUCAAGUCAACAUGGAGUGACAAGAUAACACACCUGGAGGAACAGAUUUCUCACCUCAACCUUAAAAUAGUUGAGGAUAAUGAGGAGAUGGCCAAUCUACGACAUGACUGUGAAAACAUGCAAGAAAACUUUCAUAAACAGAUACAGGAGCUGCAGCACAGUGUUGAGGAUGCAGAGAAGCGGGCCUUCGAGAGCUGGGAGCUGGCAAGCCAGAAGGACAGACAGUAUGAGAAGCAGAAACAUGAGCUGGAGGUGGAGCUUCAGAAGGCUCGGCUGAGUGCUGUGGACAGCGAGUCUGGUCUGCGGGCCAAGAUCACAGCCCUGGAAACACAGCUGAUGGAGAUUGAGACAGCCCGUGACCACAUGAAGAAUGAAGCUGACCAGAGAAUAGCUCAGCUGGAGGCGAGGGAACAGGAGGUUCUGGAGGAACACAUCAAGUUGGAUAAACAGCUGAAGACUCUUGAAGUGGAACACAACAGGAUACAGACGGAGUACACGGACAAGAUGGAGGAGAGUUCAAGGCUGAAGACGUCCAUGGAGGAAAAGCGACAGAGUGAGACCUCACUCGUGGAGAAGAUAUCUGGCCUAGAGGUGGAGGUGCAGUCCGUGACGGAAACUUUGGAGAAUCUGAAGAAGAACCUCAAGUCAGGGCAGGCAGAACUGAAGGAGUCUAACAAAGAGAAGGAUGAGCUGUUGGUGCGUAAUGCUGAACUGUCACAGCAGCUGGAGAGCAGAAGACAACAGGCAGCAGAGAAGGAGCUCCUCCUGGUGGCAGAAGUCCGGGAGAAAGGGGAGACGAUCACUUCCUUACAGCAGACUAUUAGUCAGCUGGAGGAGAAAAUAACCCUUUAUGACAAGCGGUGUACAGAUUAUGAGAUAAAGAAGUCUGAAGACCAGGUCACCACGGCAACAGUUGGCGAGCUGCAGACAGAAAUUACAGAGCUGCAGAAUCAGCUCACUGACAAGAACAGGGCCCUGAAGAAGCAAGAGCAGACUCUGAAGGACCUGAGAAUCACCCUGCAACGGGAGCUCAAGGUCCAGGCUCUCCCUAACGACGACUCCUCCGAGCUGGUGGACUCUCACUCACCUCAGCCAAACAGGAAGUUUGAUUCCAACAAACGCUUCCAAGCAGACUUGUUGUUAGCAGGUUUGGGGUCAGGGUCAAGGGGUCAUAGUCAUGUGCAGAUGGCAGCAUCAGGGAUUCUAAAUGAGGAUGAUGCCAAGCUUCGGAGCGGAACAGUGGGCAUCCGGCAGGAGCUUGACAAAGAUGUCAACUUUCAGUAUCUCAAACAUGUCAUCUUGAAGUUCAUGCUGAGUCGGGGAGUCUGAGGCAAUGAAGCUGGUGAAGGCAAUCGCCAUGUUGUUACACUUCAGUCGUGAUGAACAAGAACUCAUCAAACAAACUCUGGAAUACAAAAUGUCAUGGUUUGGGUCAAGGCCAUCUCUAGGCAAAGGUCAAACAUCCAAGGUCAUCCCUCCAUCAUACUGACAUUUGCCAGCCUCGGUCAAGUUGAAAUAGGCAUCAUCCUUCCGCAAUAGUGACUUUGAUGGGACAAGUGGUUGUGACAUUGCAGAGAAUUAUGUUGGGAGAUAGUUGGAAUGAUAUACCAAUAAUGACAUUGAAGUAUGACUGACAUGUAAAUUACAUUGAAGUAUGAUUCAUGAUUUGAAACCAAAUGGUAUGACUGAUAUGAAAGUAUGACCAGUAUGAUAUGAAGUAUGACUGCCCGAGUAUGGAUGAUAUCAAAGUAUGAUUGAUGUGACCUUGAAGGUUAUGCAUGUCAUAUAAUCAUUUUUUACAUGUGACUGGCAAUGUAUGGGUGAUUAUAUACUGUGAUAUACACUAUUUAUUCCAGUGUUGCAAUUCUAUAACCUACGUCUCUGUUUAUUGGUGUAAGAAUGUUGAGUACAACCGAAAUGUCAGUGACAUUUAUCUCCUUUGUCUGGUUCAGUGACUGCAGACUGAUUGUCUACACAGUUAUCUCCUUUUAGGAAUAGAACACAUACCAAAUUCCACUUUGAGGUAAUCUAUUACAACCUUCAGUAAAUGCAGACAAUCGUCUGUACACCGUUAUCUCCCUUAUUCAGUCUCAAAAGGAAUGUGUUUCUGUUUCCAUGAUUUUGUGUUUUCUGUUUUCUUGCCAAUGUUGUUUUCACUCUCCAGAACCAAGACCAUGACAUGAUCAAAGUGACACUUGUUUCAAAUUGGAAAUGAUUUUGGAACAUGGAACUCUGCGAAGUAACAAAUGCGUGGAUCACAGUGCUAUUCCUUGCACCCAAUGUAUCAGACAGCCACCAGCUUGUGUUCACAUAGUCAGGUGUGGAGUAUUGACACUCUGUACUGUCUGGGGAGGAAGUGACGUGUUUCCUCCGUCUGAUGCCAAACCUAUAACAGACAAAGGGCAUACAUUAUAAGUUGUUCACUGGUCACGAGGAGGGUAUGGGUUGAUGUACCCUCGAUGUUUGUGAA